Papaver somniferum (opium poppy) is the source of this 1182-nucleotide messenger RNA. RefSeq lists its product as uncharacterized. The record is from RefSeq and is a predicted model, not a curated record. The transcript has a single exon. The coding region runs from base 195 to 824 and encodes 209 amino acids. Lineage: Eukaryota; Viridiplantae; Streptophyta; Magnoliopsida; Ranunculales; Papaveraceae.
UUUAAUCCAUAUAGAUAUAAAGGUCAUAUUGGUCCUUUUCAUACUCAACUCUAGUUUUUGUUCGUUUUGUUGGUUAGUGAUAUUCCCUCCCCCACUCUUCUAUAAGUAUUCUAAAACAUUUCUUCAUCAUACUUAUUUACACACUCUCUUUGAAAUUUCUCUCUGGUAUUCUUCUUUUCUUAUCAUCAUCGUCGAUGUCUUCAUCUUCCUCCUCUUCGUCGUUCGCGGACACCGAACACGAAACCGAUAAGCCUUUACAACUCGUCGGUCACUCAUUCUCGUCUACUUCAUCGGUUUCAUCACGUUCAUCCUCGUUAGAAUCAUGUUUAUCUUUCGCAUCCUACCCAAAUGACGAUUCAUUUGUAGAUUCAUCAUCUCCCACUCUCCGAAUUCCAUUUUCAUGGGAACAACACCCCGGAGUUCCCAAAUUUUCUCGCUGCAGAACAAAAAACGACCCAUCUCUGAUUGUGCUCCCAUUACCACCAGCGCCAGGGAAUUCAAGAAAAUUCAAUCUAGAAUCUAUUUUCACAGUGCAGAAGAAAACUAGUUUUACGAAUAUGAACAGAGAUCCGUUUGCUGCUGCGUUGAUGGAGUGUUCUAAAGAGAAGGAAAUGGAUGAUAGCUUAAUGAAUGCUUACUGGGAAAGUGGAGAUAAUAAUAAGGUUGUGACAUCUCGAUCAUUAAGUGACCGGUUCGGGUUCAUUGAUCGAUAUGUAUCUUGCAAAAGAUCGUGUGCGGUUUUGGAGUCAAAAGUUUUUGUACCGAGAUCCAGCAAAAGUUCAUAUGAUCGAGUAAGGUUAAUCAAUAACCGGCCAUCUUCAUAGUUAAUCAUGGAUCAGGGGUUUUAAGUUAUAAGCAAGGUUUCUAAUUAAUUCUGCAAAGUAAGUUCCUUUGAUGCUUGAGUUUAUGAUUGUAUACUCUCUGUAAUUAAAUUAUGUUGUAGAAGACAUAUAGUAUGGGACAAGCUUUUCUGUCAGGGCGGCCAUAUGUCAAUAAUUGAUCAAAGAAGGUGGUUGGCAUAUGGUAUUGGUAGCUAGAGGACCAGAGGUUUUUGUCUGUGUUUUGAUUUUUAUCAUCAUAUCCGAAAGUGUUGUAGAUACAAUUAGUCUUUGAUAUAUAAUGUAGCUUAAUUGUUUAUCAAAAAAAUGAAAAAUAUAUAGUGUGUAGCUUAAUUGCAAUGCA